Molecule: messenger RNA, 3523 nt
Organism: Leptonychotes weddellii (Weddell seal)
Lineage: Eukaryota; Metazoa; Chordata; Mammalia; Carnivora; Phocidae
Source: RefSeq, a predicted model, not a curated record
UCCUUCUUCCUGAAUUCUCCUCCCAUCCUGAUCCUGUUGUCCAAUCCACUAGCAAAGUUUGUCCCUUCUGUCUCUAAGAUAUAUCUUGGAUCAGCCCCUGCUCCCCACUCCCCUCCAGCGUCCAAGCCCCUCUUCCCUCCUUGUACAACUGCAAAGGCUCCUGUCUGCCCUCCUGGCUCCCCGACAGUCAAUUCACACAGCUUCCAGGGGGACACUGUUAAAAAUACCAAUCAUAAAAAAAGUCAGAGCAUGUCACUCCCUGUUUAACAACUUUGCAUGGCUUCCCUUGGAGGAAGGCCCCAGUUUCUUACCCUGGCCCCUGCCUAUGCUGACCUCUCCUAGAUCAUUCUCCCCUCUGUCCAGAUGCUGCUCACACUGGCUGUCUUUCUGUUCCUUGACCUUGACAAGUUUUUCCCACCUCUGGCUUUGGUCUUGCUGUUCCCUUUGCCUGGAACCGUCUGCCCAGACCCUUCACAGGGAUGUCACCUCCCCACCCUGACACAACAGUACAGCAGCCUCACAUCCAAUUGCCUUAUCUACUGUGUCACUUAACCGUGUCUCUUUCUUCAGGACUUAAUGGCUUUCUGUAAUUAUCGUCUUUAUGCACUUGGUCUGUGGUCCGUUUCACUUACCAGAAUGCAAGCUUGAUGAAUGCAGGUGUCUUUCUUGUUCUCUGCUAGCGCAAUGCCUGGCACAAACCUAGGAGGUGCUCAACAUACUUCAUGCAGUUAAGGAAUGCAGGAGUCCCUGGGGAAUGAAUUGGCUACUCAUCCAUUCGAUCACUUCUAAGGGGGCCACUCCCUGGGAGAAGCCAGCUGCAAACCCCUGUAUUCACCUGUGUUUCACCCAAAUGCCUCAUAUAUGGACAGGCCUGUGGUUUCCAAUAUCAAUAAACUUAACAGCCAAGACUUACUGAGCAUUUACCAUGUACCAGGCAUUAUUCUGAGUGCUUUACGUGGCUUAACUAAUUUAAUUUGUACAACAAAGUAGAUGCUAAUAUCCUCAGUUUACAAGCAGAGACAUACUAGGACACACACAAGAGUGCAUCAUAAGCACUGAGUUGAUUAUCAUUGUACAACAGAUGGGUGAAUUGAGUAAAUACACAGGUGAGCCUACUUCAGGAAGGUGGAACAGAUCAGGAGGACAGAGCAUUAGGGGAGAAUCAGCAUGGGGGAUGUGAUGGGGGACACUGGGCUGGUUUGGGCAAGUGGGUAGAAGAGGAAGUGUAGGGCCACGGGGCGUGCUCCUGCUCUGGGUCCCCACAGCACUGAGGGGUGCAGCUGUGGUGCAGGGGCGAGGGCCUGGGUCCGGUAUUCUGCCACCCACCAGAGGGCAACCACUUACCCGCUUGGGGCCACAUUAGCAAAAUGCUGGGGAAGGCUUACAUAACACCUAACUGCCAGAGCCGUCACCAGGAUUAAAUUUAAAAAUGCUCAUGAAAGUGCUUCAUCAGCUGCAGAGGGCUGCUGAGCGAGGGGAGUAGGGAAAGGGUGCAGGCUGCUGGCCUGAAAAGCUGGGAUUAGAGCCAUACUUUGGCUCCUCUUGCGUCAGUCCCCUACUAUGUGCCCCUCCAGGGUGGACCAGGGCCUACCAGUUGUUUUCCAUAUGUGGCUGGCACGGAGUUUGUACUCAAUGGGUGUUUGUUGAGUGAAUACAUGUGUUUGUUGAGUGAAUGCCUGAGUGCGGGAAAGACCUGGGGAAGGGUAAGAGAGGGAAAAUAAAUACAUAAGUGAAAGAUGGAGGAAAUGAAGAAGGGACUGGAGAUGCCAUCUGCCUCUGAGCCUCAGAUUCUUCAUCUGUAAAAGACCAUGGAUGCCUUGGGCUUGAAUCAUGAGGACACUGUCCCUGAACGCCUACUAGGCCAUGGCCACUGCUCCCUCAGCAUGGCCCUGAGCUGAGCCAAAGAGAGGGGCUAGUCCGUGAGAACCUUGGACUCCUGUGCUUGGGCCCUUCCCCCCAGCAAAUCCACCAACAGUGCAACAGGCAAUUCACCUCCCCCCAGUCCCAGCCCCUAUUCAAAGAGAUGUCUGCACUCGCACCUUCUCCUUCCACCACCCCGGCUCCACGGAAGGGAAAGGGACUUCAGGACUUCAGUCUUACGCGGGCGGGUCGGGACCCCUCAUGACCCUCCCACCUCCGAAGGGUGUGUUUCUGCUGCGGGAAGCAGAAGGUCUCAUGGUUGCCUGCUACCGUGGCUUCCAGAGUGUGGUGGCUCUGCUCAGCCGCUGCCCUUUCCUCGAUGUGAACCAGCAGGAUAAAGAAGGGGACACAGCCCUCAUGCUGGCUGCCCAAGCAGGCCAUGUGCCUCUGGUGAGUCUCCUGCUCAACUACUACCCGGGCCUGGACCUGGAGCGCCGAGACCAGCGGGGGCUAACAGCACUGAUGAAGGCCGCCGUGCGGAACCGUUCGGAAUGCGUGGCUGCCCUCCUCAUGGCAGGUGCUGACCUGACAGCGGUGGAUCCUGUUCGGGGCAAGACAGCCCUGGAGUGGGCACUGCUGACUGACAGCUUCGACACCGUGCAGAGGAUCCGGAUGCUGCUGCGGCGCCCCCAAAUAGAGCAGCUGAGCCAGCAUUACCAGCCCGAGUGGCCAGCCUUGCCUGGGCUUGUGGCUCAGGCCCAGGCCCAGGCCCAGGCCACCCCAUCUCUCCUAGAGCGACUGCAGGCCACCUUGAGCCUCCCCUUUGCCCAGUUUCCUCAGGAGGGGGGUGUCCUGGACCAUCUCGUGACCAUCACGACCAGCCUGGCCAGUCCCUUCCUCACCACGGCCUGCCACACCCUGUGCCCUGACCAGCCACCUGCGCUGGGCACCCGCAGCAAGUCUGUGCCAGAGCUGCUAGGCACUGCCCCGCCCCCUACCCCAGCCCCCCAGCCCCUCCAGGUAGUCCCUGGCUCCCGGGUCCUCAUCCCCUACCAGAGCCAUGAGGGCGUGCUGAGUAUGUGCCCUCAGUGGCUACAGCCUAGGGACAGUAGCAGCCCCAGGCCCCAAGCCCCCAAGAUCCGCCUCUCCAAGGCAUCCUCAUCUCCCACACAGUACAAGCUACAGCCCAGGCCUCGAGAGAAUCAAAGGCUAGCCCUUCCUGUCUGGAGAUACCAGGAGCUCAGGAUGGAGAGGAGGAGGCAGGAGGAGGAGGCUAGGUGGGCACAGAAUUAGGGGAAGAUGGGCUAAGGCCAGGCUGGGAGCAGGUGAUCAGGUCCCUCCCUAAGGCUCCUUCACCCUCUAGAGUCCUUCUGCUUUCCCAUCCAUCUCUGUACAAAUGAUUCUACCCUAACCUCCUUAGGAGGUUAUUCAUACAGCAUUGUUUGCAAUCGUAAGAGUGAAAACAGCCUAAGCAUCCAUCAACUUAGCCAGGGGACUAGCUAAGUUGAUUAUGGGUGUGAUUACCGUACAUCCAUAUGAUGUAUUCUAUACAGUGGUAAAACAAGAUUAAGGAAGCUCUUUAUGUUCUGAUAUGAAACUAUCUUCAAGAUGUAUUUUUUUUUUUUAAAGAUUUUAUUUAUUUAUUUGAGAGAGAGAAUGAGAG